CUGACAUUAAUAAAACAUGUUGGAAAUUCAGAAGGUUGAAAACAAAACCAAAACUGCCGCACGCAACAAAAAAUGCAGCCACGUGUGCUUGCAGGAGAAGAACCUCCAGAAAAUCCCGAAAUUCGAGCCUUCCAAAGACGUCAUCGUGGUGUAUUUGUACAACAACCAGAUCCGCUCGAUCGAGAACUUAAACGACGGGAUAUUUCCGAAUUUGUGUUCGUUGUACCUCCAAAACAACCGUUUAAAGAAAAUCGAUCAUUUGGAGUUUGAGAAAUUGAGGAAAUUAUACAUCGGCCACAACGAGAUCUCCGUUUUGGAGAACUUGGAGAACCUCUACAAUCUCGAGGAGUUGCACGUGGAGCACCAGAACCUCCCGGACGGUAUGGGCAUUUGCUUCGAUCCCAGGUGCACCAUAAGCCUGUCUAGAACGUUGCGGGUGCUCAAUAUAUCAGACAACAAAAUCCCCUCGUUUUCUUCGUUGUCCUUUCUGGAGGAACUCCAAUCGAUCGACGCCUCCAACUGCGAACUGGAGGAUUUGCAGGAAGUCUGCGAGACCAUCAGCAACUGGAGGUACCUCACAGUGGCCGUGUUCAAAGGCAAUCCCAUUACUAAAAGUCACAGAUACAGAGAGGAUAUAAUCGUCAAUUCCUACUAUCUCGAAACUCUGGAUGGUAAAAGCGUAUCGGACACGUCCAGGGAGUUCCUGAAGCGCCUGGAAGUGCGCAGGAUGGCGAUGAAGGGUCGCGAGAAGCACCCGAUCAAUUUGGCGGACGUGGUGGAGGGUUUACCGAAGAAUUAUCCACCGCCGUUGCAAAAGGCUGUUUCAGCUCAGCUCCUUAAAGGAGAUAGAUUUGAUCCUCUACAGCGCAAGUCAUUGGAAGAGGACGAUGUUCAAAACUACAUCGCUUGGAGGAGUCUGCCUAAAAGGAGACCAUUCGUGAGAAAAUUCCAGUUGAAACCCAACUGUACAAACGACAGCGCGAUAACAAUCAACAAAUGCGCGUAA
Phyllotreta striolata is the source of this 1006-nucleotide messenger RNA. The record is from the annotation of a GenBank genome assembly. NCBI's taxonomy places the organism in Eukaryota, Metazoa, Arthropoda, Insecta, Coleoptera, Chrysomelidae.